GGUGUAGGAGGGGGAAGGCUUUAUUCAUACUUCUGUGUUUCUCUUUUGCCGAUUGACUUUGACUGUUCUACUGAGUGGACAUUUGUGGAGACGAUAACUAUUCUGGAUGUGGAUUUAUACAUCUUUGCGACCAGGAAGUUGAAACACUGAUUAUCAAGGUCUUCUGAAAGGAUACGAGAUGCAUCAGUUUAUAUUAGUCUUAAUCACACUCCUGGUCUUAUGGCCAACUACUGUUCAUGGUGGGAAUGUCCUGGUGUUUCCAGUGGAAGGCAGCCAUUGGAUCAACAUGAAUGUCAUUAUUGAAGCGCUGCAUUCAAGAGGUCAUAGUGUGUCAGUAGUACGGCCAUCAGACAGCUGGUACAUCAAGGAAACCUCCCCUCACUACAGUUCAAUCCCAAUUGAUAUUCCAGGUGGAUUUGAUGAGGACUUUGCCACAGUGUUUGUGGGUAGACUUCUGGAGAUCCAGAGAGAAGGAAAGGGUGCAUGGGCUCGUUUUAAACUGGAAAUGGAGCUCACGGUAAAAGCCGGAGAGAUGCAUGAAAAGGUUUGUGAAAUGCUUACAUACAUAUUUGAGAAUAAAGAGCUGAUGAAAUCUCUCCAGGAUGCAAAGUACGACUUGGUUCUGACUGAUCCUGCUAUGGCAGGGGGAGUUAUACUGGCACACUACCUUAGUUUACCCGUUGUUUUUAAUGUCAGAUGGACCAUUCACGGUGAAGGUCAUUUUGCUAUAGCUCCCUCUCCUCUUUCAUAUGUUCCUAUGGUAGGGGCAGAGUUAACGGACAAAAUGACUUUUCUUGAGAAAGUAAAAAAUGUACUGAUUUAUGGAAUGAGCUCUGCUCAGAUUGCACAUGCUAUUAGUCCACAAUACACUGCCUUGGUUAGUCAGUACUUUGGUCCUGAGGUCGACUACUUCUCAUUGUUUCAAGCUGCUGAUUUAUGGCUCAUGAGAGUUGACUUUGUGUUUGAGUUCCCUCGUCCCACCAUGCCUAAUGUUAUCUAUAUGGGAGGGUUCCAAUGUAAACCUGCCAAGCCUCUUCCCCAAGACCUGGAGGAGUUUGUGCAUAGUUCAGGGGAACAUGGAGUCAUUAUCAUGUCUUUGGGAACCUUAGUUGCACAGCUUCCUCGUGAUUUAACUGAUGAAUUGGCUGCUGCUUUUUCCCAACUGCCUCAGAAGGUAAUCUGGAGACACAAAGGAGACAGGCCAGCUUCUCUGGGCAACAACACCUUACUAGUUGACUGGAUGCCUCAGAAUGAUCUGUUAGGACACCCUAAGACAAGGCUGUUUGUAGCUCACGGAGGAACAAAUGGGGUUCAAGAGGCUAUCUACCACGGUGUUCCAAUAGUAGGCUUACCACUGAUUUUUGAUCAACCUGACAAUCUUCACAAAAUGAAAGCCAGAGGAGCAGCGAAGAUCCUGGAUAUUUUUACAAUAAGCAGGGAUAUCUUCCUCCAGGCCUUACAGGAAGUUCUGAAUGAGCCGUCCUACAGGAUGAACAUGCAGAGACUCUCCAGGCUACACCGGGACGUGCCAAUGGAACCCCUGGACACUGCCCUCUUCUGGAUUGAGUUUGUCAUGAGACACAAAGGUGCUGCUCACCUGCGUACAGAGUCCUACAAAAUGCCCUGGUACUCCUACCACUCUGUAGAUGUAAUGGUGUUUUUACUGGCUGUUGUGCUACUUAUUAUGCUGACUACUGUUGCAAUCAUCAGGUGUUUAUGCUUCAGGAUGUGUAGUAGACUAAAAAUUAAACAUGAAUGAAGUUAUUUGAGAAGGCCAUUGUGUAUUGGCUUGAAUAGCAAAACACCAAUGACAAAUACGAAAAGCAAAAAUGUAAAUACAUUAUUUACUGGAAAGAGAGAUUGAUACCACAUGUUAGCAUAAUGGAUAGUUGCCUACUUGACAGUAAUGGAUAUUAGCGUUGUUUUAUUACCUCUGCAGCCAAAAACAUUUCAUAUGUAUUAUAUUUCAUCAUAUAAAUGAUGGCAUAACUUCUGUUUUGAUAGUCAAGCAAAGCAAUAAUAUUGUAUUCUGUACUUGAUACAUCACUGUACAAAAGCCUGGGCUUUUUUUUCAUUAAAUAAAUAAUUUAUUUAAUAAAAAAUGCAUUGUACAGAGA
This is a messenger RNA of Oncorhynchus keta (chum salmon), 2117 nucleotides long. Its product is annotated as UDP-glucuronosyltransferase 2C1-like. The transcript has 2 exons. Gene Ontology annotation, molecular function: UDP-glycosyltransferase activity. NCBI's taxonomy places the organism in Eukaryota, Metazoa, Chordata, Actinopteri, Salmoniformes, Salmonidae. The record is from RefSeq and is a predicted model, not a curated record. The coding region runs from base 179 to 1759 and encodes 526 amino acids.